CAAAGGUCGAAUACUCAUCCAGUUCAGAUACCUCCCAGGCAGGCGCCGCCUCGGCCGUCCAUUUCGGUUUCCGCAAAAACCAAGGACAAGCUACAGCAGUUCCAAUUCCAGCAGUCUGCGACCGCAGAAACCUCGGAUCUUACGCCUCUCACAGAGGAGGAAGGCAAGCAGAAACCAAGAGAUGACAAGUCAGUGACGCCUGUCAGUCGAUUGGCCUGGCAGGAUCUGAUGGGAGGGCUAGACGCCGAAACACAAGACAACAAUACAUCUCCCAAUGAGCACCUUGAGUGGCAAAACAGAGAAGACGAGAUUGCCGCAGCCAUUUCACCAAUCAUCAGGCGUCGAGGAAAGAAGCGUGCCCGGAGUUCAUCGCCAGUUUCUUCUCCAGCAGUCGAGAAGCGCAGGACACCAACUGUCAACACAACAAGGUUAAAGCAGGCAUUGAAGUUGCCAGAUGCCGAUCCAGCUCUCGACUUAUGGGAUCGCUUUGCUGUGGGCGACCCGGAAAGCAGGAACCCCCUGGGCGCGACGAAUCCGGCACUUGCACAUCUAAUGGUGUCUUCCUCCCCUCGUCCACCGAAGGAGGCAAGAAAUACGAGCCAAAGUCAUGGAGAGAGUGGACUCAGACGAACAAUGAGUUGUGGGUCUCACUGGCCGAAACGCCGACGCAUCGAAUCGACUUCGGAAACCGGCAUGUCGAGGGAACAGAGAGAUACAUCAAAAUCAUCCAUGAUCACCUCGCUUCUCAAGACUGUUAACGGCGAGAUCAACAAUUCUGACGAUCUGGAUGCAGACGACGUUGCUAUGGAGUCACCAUGUAAGAGACGACACUCGCCAACAAGACAAGAAUGGUGUGCCGAGGCAGCGGGGUCGUUACGGUCUUCACAGGCAAAAAUAUCAGCAGUGACGACGGACCAAGCUCAGCAAAUGGAUGAGGAAGAUAACGACACCCCUACCUCGGAUUAUGGAGACGACACCUUUGACGACGACGCCCUCUGGGAAAUUGAUGCUUCCUUGCUUAGUGAACAGGUGCAGGAAGGACGUCGCAUGGCUGCUGACCAACCCAUGCCUACGGAGGAAUCUCGAAGGGAGCAGGAGACAUUGCUCGAUGAUGAUGAGUUCGGUGAUAUUGAUGACGAUCUCCUUGCGGCCGCCGAGAACAUGCUCGCGGACUCCAAGCCAGAACCAAGUUCACGAUCCGGCAUAUCAGCGCCUACAAAUGCUGCACAAGUGGAUAGUGGCACGGACGGUUCAGAUGAUAUAUAUGACGAUGAGUUUGGCGGGGACUUUGACUUCGAGGCCGCUGAGCUUGCUGCAACUCAAUCGGUGGAUCAGAAAGCUUCAUCGUUAUUGCCUGUGAGUCAAAGACGGGCAGCAAUCCAGAGAUAUCUGGUGACGAAUGUACUCCACAAUGUCUACACAGAUGACAGAGGCCGAGACGCUCCGGAAUUGGUAUUGAUUGUUCAGGCGGACAGGUCGCCUGGCUCCAAAACAGUGCAUCUUCGUGGAGACUGGGCUGAUACGCCUGCACGCCCCAAAUCCUUUGUUCACAUCAUUGGCGACUUCGAAUCAAGCGGUCGGUGCAUCAUCGACAAUAGCAGAAAUAUCUUGAUCCUCCAUCCAGAUCAACUCAUCUCCGCCACAGUAGUGGCCGAUUCUUUCAGUUGCAUGCGACGUGCUGUCCUACAAGACCGUGUGAAGGCUACAAGUGAGGCUUCGGCACCACUUGUGUACGGAACACUGCUGCACGAGAUCUUCCAGGAAGCGCUAUUGGCCAACAAAUGGGAUCAGGGUUUUCUCAACAAGGUGAUAGACCAGGCGAUGAAGAAGCACAUCGAGGACCUCUACACCAUCAAAGUCAGUUUCACCGACGCCCGAGAGCAUCUUGCGUCCAAGAUGCCCGAGGUUCGAGCCUGGUCGGAAAGGUUCAUCUCAUCAUUCCCCAAGCCUGAUGCUCUCGCGCAAGGCCGGAACAAUGAGAAGACCAGUAUCUGUGUCAGCAAGCUGCUUGAUAUUGAAGAGCACGUCUGGUCACCUUUAUAUGGUCUGAAGGGCAACAUCGAUGCCACCAUCCAGGUGACAGUCAAGGAUGCCCAAAAAAGGAAGACUCUGACAGUUCCCUUUGAGGUCAAAACGGGCAAAAACGUCAGCGAAAAUCACCAAGCUCAGACCAUGUUAUACAACUUGCUUUUGUCGGAUCGAUAUGACAUCGAGAUCAUGUACGGCAUCCUGUACUACAUGGAGACGUCUCUCACCAAGAUUAUACCUGCAGUGCGCAACGAACUUCGGCACAUGAUCAAGCAGCGCAAUCAGCUUGCCGUCUAUAUCCGCGAGCGAAGUGUGCAAUUGCCCCCAAUGAAGAAGAGUAAGCAUAUGUGCGGGAAGUGCUAUGCUCAAUCGUCAUGCUUUGUGUAUCACAAGCUUGCAGACGACGGCGACGGCGAGACAAGUGGCGUGAAGGAUAAGUUCGAUCAGAGCGUCAAGCACCUGACGCCAACGCACCAAGAGUUCUUCUUGAAAUGGGAGGAUUUGUUGACCAAAGAAGAAAAGGAAAGCCAGAAGCUUCGCCGUGAGCUGUGGACGAUGUUCAGUGGCGAACGGCAGAAGGUGGGAAGGUGUUUUGCCAACGUUAUCAUCGAAGAAGGGUCGGCGUCCGAAGACUUGCACACCCAAAAGAUCAACCGUUUUCGGUACACCUUCAUCAAGGAGGACUCAGCACCCGGGUUUUCCUUCAUGGACUCCCAGCUAGGGGUCGGAGAACCUAUUGUGGUCUCUGACGAGCAAGGACAUUUUGCCCUAGCCCUUGGCUUCGUGACAGCCGUUAGGAAGCAGCGAAUCAGCGUAGCAGUGGACCGAAGACUUCACAAUGCUCGCAUUCGACAGCCUGGCUUUGACGAGCAUACCAAUCAGGUCUAUGCCGGUAUCAUGGAGGUUGUGCCCGAGGGCGUGAGACCGGAACAGUCAAGUGGCAAGAUCAAAGAAGCACCACUCAAGUUUCGGCUUGACAAAGAUGAGUUCAGUAACGGCAUGGCGCUUGUGCGAAACAACAUCGUGUCAAUCAUGACCGACUCUCAGGUUGGCUCUGAAAAGAUCAGACGCCUCGUUGUGGACCUGAAGCCCCCGGAGUUCAAGGCGGCGGCCACACAGUAUACCAUUUCUGACAGAGACAACCUGAACGUGGACCAGAGGAAGGCCAUCGAGAAGGUCAUGAGCGCCAAGGACUACGCCUUGGUGCUUGCGACGCCGAACACCUUCUGCACCGGCAGUGGCCAGUCCUGCUGGCUUCGCGACAUGAUUGAUCCCGAAACGCGUGUGAGCUUCAUCAACACGGACUACCUCCCCUCACCCCGCGAAGAAGCCAAAGGGAAUCGGAUCGUCAACCCAUGCGAAGCGCGCAUUGUCGUGCAGCUCGUUGACGCACUGCUCACUGUUGGUGUGCCAGCAGCCGAAAUUGGCGUCAUGACACACUACCGUUCCCAGCUGUCUCUCCUGAAGCACGGCUUGCGCGGCCACGGUAAUGGCGCGAUUGAGAUGCACACAGCAGACCGAUUCCAAGGACGAGACAAGGAAGUCGUGAUUCUGUCGCUAGUCAGGUCAAACGAGGCCUGCAACAUUGGCGACCUGCUCAAGGACUGGCGGCGGAUCAAUGUUGCCUUCACGCGGGCCAAGACGAAAUUACUUGUCGUGGGCAGUAAGAGCACAUUGAAGGGCAGCGGGUGCGAGGAGAUGCUGGCCAAGUUCAUCGGAUUGAUGGAAACUCGAUGCUGGAUUUAUGACAUGAAGCAUGACGCGCUGGAGGCACACUGUUUUGAGGAUGCACAGACGCAGAUCACCGCUACAGGGAGGAGGGGAAGUGUAGAUGAUGGUAUUGGAAGUCCUAUGAAGGGCAUCACCAAAGCGCCCAAGAAAAGGAACCAGGGCACCCGUCCGGAGGGCAAAGAGAAUGUGCCGCUGAGUGCGAAAAGGGCGUCGAUUAAGCCCGAAGUUGCUCUGAAAGGGAAGCCGAACGUGGCAGGCAUUUUGAAUGAUAUGAUGGGUGGGAUUUUCUAG
Molecule: messenger RNA, 4050 nt
Organism: Cryphonectria parasitica EP155
Lineage: Eukaryota; Fungi; Ascomycota; Sordariomycetes; Diaporthales; Cryphonectriaceae
Product: Dna2-domain-containing protein
Exons: 4
Biological process (GO): replication fork reversal
Cellular component (GO): cytoplasm
Molecular function (GO): 5'-flap endonuclease activity
Source: RefSeq, a predicted model, not a curated record